AUGGCCGCCGGCCCCGCGCCUCCCCCCGGCCGCCCCCGGGCGCACAUGCCGCAUCUAACGAAGAUGGAGCGGGUGGUCGUGAGCAUGCAGGACCCCGACCAGGGCGUGAAGAUGCGGAGCCAGCGCCUGCUGGUCACGGUCAUUCCCCACGCGGUGACAGGCAGCGACGUCGUGCAGUGGUUAACCCAGAAGUUCUGCAUCUCGGAGGAGGAGGCCCUGCACCUGGGCGCCGUCCUGGUGCAGCACGGCUACAUCUACCCGCUGCGUGACCCCCGUAGCCUCGUGCUCCGGCCAGACGAGACGCCCUACAGGUUCCAGGUCAGACUCUGGGGCGCAGCCAUCUACCUGGCCAAGAAGAACAUCCGAAAACAGGGGACCCUGGCGGACUAUGAGAAGGAGUGCUAUGACCGGCUACACACGAAGAUCAGCCAUGCGUGGGACCUGGUGCUGAUGCAGGCCAGGGAGCAGCUGCGGGCAGCCAAGCAGCGCAGGAAGGGGGACAGGCUGGUCAUUGCGUGCCAGGAGCAGACCUACUGGCUGGUGAACAGGCCCCCGCCCGGGGCCCCUAGUGUGCUGGAGCAGGGUCCAGGGCGGGGAUUCUGUGCCGCCAGCCGUGUGCACAUGACCAAGAGUGCAGAUUUCUAUAAGCAGGAGAUCGAGUACUGCAGGAGAGCGCUGGGCAGGACCCGAGUGAAGUCCUCCGUCUGCCUUGAGGCGUACCUGAGUUUCUGCGGCCAGCGUGGACCCCACGACCCUCUCGUGUCGGGCUGCCUGCCCAGCAACCCCUGGAUCUCAGACAACGACGCCUACUGGGUCAUGAACGCCCCCACGGUGGCUGCCCCCACGAAGCUCCGUGUGGAGAGAUGGGCCUUCAGCUUCCGGGAGCUCCUGGAGGACCCCGUGGGGCGGGCCCACUUCAUGGACUUUCUGGGAAAGGAGUUCAGUGGAGAAAACCUCAGCUUCUGGGAGGCAUGUGAGGAGCUUCGCUAUGGAGCGCAGGCCCAGGUCCCCACCCUGGUGGACGCUGUGUACCAGCAGUUCCUGGCCCCGGGCGCUGCCCGCUGGGUCAACAUUGACAGCCGGACCAUGGAGCGGACCCUGGAGGGGCUGUGCCAGCCCCACCGCUACGUCCUGGAUGACGCCCAGCUACACAUAUACAUGCUCAUGAAGAAGGACUCCUACCCAAGGUUCCUGAAGUCUGACAUGUACAAGGGCCUCCUGGCGGAGGCUGGGAUCCCACUGGAGACGAAGAAACGCGUGUUCCCGUUCUCGUGGAGGCCACGGCACUCGAGCCCCAGACCUGCACUCCUUCCCACCGCUGUGGAGCCCACAGCGGCUGGUGGCCCUGGGGGAGGAGAUGGGGUGGCCUAGUGGACCUGGCCCAUCUGCCACUCUAGUCCCUGCAGCUCAACAUCCUGCAUGAAUGCAGCAGCCACCCCCCUCUUGGCCCAGGUCCUGGUGGCUGCUGAACCCAGCACCAGUGUCCCCUUGUGCCCAGAGGGCCCAGUCUUGCUGUGGGGCGCAUAGCCUCCCUCCCUCCAGCAAGCCCUCCCUGCCCAGAAGGAAGGGGUCCAGGUGUGGAUUCCCAGGGAAGGAUUUCAUUGGCUCAGCUUCAGUCAGGGCAGCACGUGUUACCUGAAGA
Messenger RNA from Rhinopithecus roxellana (golden snub-nosed monkey), 1642 nucleotides. It is a transcript of the gene RGS11, whose product is annotated as regulator of G protein signaling 11. The record is from RefSeq and is a predicted model, not a curated record. NCBI's taxonomy places the organism in Eukaryota, Metazoa, Chordata, Mammalia, Primates, Cercopithecidae. The transcript has 16 exons. The coding region runs from base 1 to 1371 and encodes 456 amino acids. Gene Ontology annotation, biological process: intracellular signal transduction; regulation of G protein-coupled receptor signaling pathway; G protein-coupled receptor signaling pathway.